AGCUAGGGAACAGUGAGCAGCCAGUGAAGCGCCCAGCCUGCCGAACAAGGCUGAGUUUAGGGUCAGGAACCGGUCUGACAAGAGAAUGGCAAUCCUGCCUGUAAACUGUCAAUAGGACUUAACAGUUAAGGAUGAACCUACCAGAAUACUGGAUCCAAAGGCGACACACCGAACAAGAGAAUGUCAAGACAUAUUUCAGGAUACUGUGAGUGUUACUAAAGAUGUCCGAUAGUGUCGAUAUUGAAGAGAAACCGCCAGCCCCUCCCUUGAGAAUGAACAGUAGUUCCCGAGACUCUUCAUCAGUGAAUCACGGCUCCAAACCUCUCCCAAUGGCUCCUGAAGAGAAGAACAAGAAGGUUCGCCUGCGCUCCAUCUUCCCUGGAGGAGACAAGAGUGGACUCCAAUCAAGUUGUAGAAACAUCUCAAGGAUGAUCAAUGGAAACAGGAUGCACCUGAGCUCAAUUUCGAGUCUCAUGGCAAUGGCAAACAAGAAGAAGGAGAAGGAGCGUCCUGAGAUCUCCCUACCUUCAGACUUUGAGCACACCAUCCAUGUUGGUUUUGACGCUGUUACAGGGGAGUUCACUGGCAUCCCAGAGCAGUGGGCACGCCUCCUUCAGACCUCCAACAUCACCAAGCUGGAGCAGAAGAAGAACCCUCAGGCCGUGCUGGACGUGCUCAAGUUCUACGACUCCAAAGAGACGGUCAACAACCAGAAAUACAUGAGUUUCACCUCCGGAGACAAAUCCGCACAUGGAUACAUAGCAGUCAACACUCUGAACCGACUGCUGUCGUCUGGGCCUCCUGUCAGCCAUAGAACCUGCAGCGCAUUAUUUGACAAGGGUGCAAAGACAUCCACAGAGCCCCCGAUAGCACCCCCUGUGUCAGAGGAGGAGGAGGAGGAGGAGGAAGAAGAGGAGGAGGAUGACGAUGAUGACAAUGAGCUUCCGCCCGUCAUCGCACCUCGACCUGAGCACACUAAAUCUAUAUACACCCGCUCUGUCAUCGAGCCCUUGGCGCCUCCCGCCCCUGUGAAGGAGGUCACAACCCCGCCGGAGUCCCAGGUCUUGCCAGAGAACACGUCCAGCACUCUGUACCGCAACACCGACCGGCAGAAGAAGAAGUCCAAGAUGACAGACGAGGAGAUUCUGGAGCGACUGAGGAGCAUUGUGAGUGUGGGGGACCCCAAAAAGAAGUACACACGCUUUGAGAAAAUAGGACAAGGGGCAUCUGGCACUGUAUACACAGCCAUUGACAUUGCUACUGGCCAGGAGGUGGCCAUCAAGCAGAUGAACCUCCAGCAGCAGCCCAAGAAGGAGCUCAUCAUCAAUGAGAUCCUGGUGAUGAGGGAAAACAAAAACCCCAACAUAGUCAACUACCUGGACAGUUACCUGGUAGGGGAUGAGCUGUGGGUAGUGAUGGAGUACCUGGCUGGAGGCUCACUGACUGAUGUCGUGACUGAGACCUGCAUGGACGAGGGACAGAUCGCUGCAGUCUGCAGAGAGUGUCUGCAGGCUCUGGACUUUCUGCACUCCAACCAGGUGAUCCACAGAGACAUCAAGAGUGACAACAUCCUGCUGGGCAUGGACGGCUCGGUCAAGCUCACCGACUUCGGGUUCUGUGCCCAGAUCACCCCAGAGCAGAACAAGCGCAGCACCAUGGUGGGCACGCCCUACUGGAUGGCACCCGAGGUGGUGACCCGCAAGGCCUACGGGCCCAAGGUGGACAUCUGGUCCCUGGGUAUCAUGGCCAUAGAGAUGGUGGAGGGUGAACCUCCCUACCUGAAUGAGAACCCUCUCAGAGCACUGUACCUUAUCGCCACCAACGGGACUCCAGAGCUCCAGAAUCCUGAGCGAUUGACCUCCGUGUUCAGAGACUUCCUCAACCGUUGCCUGGAGAUGGACGUGGACCGCAGAGGCUCAGCCAAGGAGCUCCUCCAGCAUUCGUUCCUGAAGUUAGCCAAGCCUCUGUCCAGCCUAAGCCCCCUGAUUGUUGCAGCCAAGGAAGCCAUCAAGAACAGCAGCCGCUAGGAGGCGCUGUGUGUCCACACACAGAGCUGGACACUGCUCCAUGGGGUUGUGAGACAGGCAGCACAGGGAUAAACAGUAACCAACCCCCCUGCUGCCUCAUACAGAGGAUGGACAGCUGGCCUACAGGGCCUCUCAGCGGCCGAGAUGCUGCUACUGAAUCACCUUCCUGCCUCCUCUUUUAGUCCGCCAGCAUUCUGUACAUGUGGAGCAGUCCAUCGGUACUGUGUAAGUGUGUGUGUGUGUGUGUGUGUGUGUGUGUGUGUGUGUGUGUGUGUGUGUGUGUGUGUGUGUGUGUGUGUGUGUGUGUGUGUGUGUGUGUGUGUGUGUGUGUGUGUGUGUGUGUGUGUGUGUGUAAGCUUGUGUGUGUGUAAAGUGUGUGUGUGUAAGUGUGUGUGUCCUGUGAGGGGAGUAGAUGCUCCUUAACAAAAACACAAAAAAAGAGAAAAUACAAAGAAAAAACUUGUGCUCCUUUUCAAGAGGGAGAGAUCCAGGAAGCAUUGAGAGCUUGUGAUUCCUUUCCUUUCCCUUUCCUUCCCUUUCUGUCCAGCGAUCACCUCGGUUCCCUUUUCUUCUAGGUCUUUCCGAUAAGGCCUCUCCUGCAUUGAACAUUUUACAUGAGAGACAGACUCUGAGACUCGGGAACCGACAUAUGCCUGCAUGACUUUGGCUCUGUGUAACCAACUUGCAACCUGCUCAUCCUCUGCAGGUGUGUGUGUGUGUGUGUGUGUGUGUGUGUGUGUGUGUGUGUGUGUGUGUGUGUGUGUGUGUGUGUGUGUGUGUGUGUGUGUGUGUGUGUGUGUGUGUGUGUGUGUGUGUGUGUGUGUGUGUGUGUGUGUGUGCGUGUGUGUGAUGUUCAGAGAUCUGACAUAGAGAAUGUCUGGGCCAAGGCUGUAGUGGAGGCUGAUUCAAUCACUACUGCCUCUCGGAUGGGCCACAGUGUGUUCACGUUUCCAAAGUCAAAAGCUUUGAAAACAUUUUCCAGUUCUUCAAGUUCAAGUAUGAGACCCAUGUUAUGAACUUACUACCUGUAGUUAGUUAAAAUCGAUUUAGUAAAUUAAUUUAUUUGUAAUUGUUUGUCCAGAGUCAAUUUCCAAUCAGAACGUCUGAGACGCGUCAGUUUCUGAAGGUGUCACAAUCUACUGCAGGACACUAGACUGGACAGACUAGACUGGACAGACUAGACUGGACAGGACAGACUAGACUGGACAGACUAAACUGGACAGACUAGACUGGACAGGACAGACUAGACUGGACAGGACAGACUAGACUGGACAGACUAGCAUGGACAGACAAGACAGGACAGGACAGACUAGACAGGACAGGACAGACUAGACUGGACAGGACAGACUAGACUGGACAGACUAGACAGGACAGGACAGACUAGACUGGACAGACUAGACUGGACAGGACAGACUAGACUGGACAGACUAGACUGGACAGGACAGACUAGACUGGACAGACUAGACUGGACAGGACAGACUAGACUGGACAGACUAGAAUGGACAGACUAGACUGGACAGGACAGACUAGACUGGACAGACUAGACUGGACAGACUAGACUGGACAGGACAGACUAGACUGGACAGACUAGACUGGACAGGACAGACUAGACUGGACAGACUAGACUGGACAGGACAGACUAGACUGGACAGACUAGCAUGGACAGACUAGACAGGACAGGACAGACUAGACUGGACAGACUAGACUGGACAGGACAGACUAGACUGGACAGACUAGACAGGACAGGACAGACUAGACUGGACAGACUAGACUGGACAGGACAGACUAGACUGGACAGACUAGACUGGACAGGACAGACUGGACAGGACAGACUAGACUGGACAGACUAGAAUGGACAGACUAGACAGGACAGGAUAGACUAGACUGGACAGACUAGAAUGGACAGACUAGACAGGACAGGACAGACUAGACUGGAGAGACUAGACUGGACAGACUAGACUGGACAGACUAGACAGGACAGACUAGACUGGAGAGACUAGACUGGACAGACUAGACUGGACAUGACAGACUAGACUGGACAGACUAGACAGGACAGACUAGACUGGACAGACUAGACUGGACAGACUAGACUGGACAGACUAGACUGUAUUAGUGUCUAUGUGAGGAUAGCCUGCCAACAAAAAUGAGCUUGAAAAUAUUUUUCAGUUUGCCAAUGUUACCACUUGUUUCACAUCAGUGAGCCUUACUUUUGCUUUAACCUCUGAUCUGUGAAUUUACCUAAAUGUAUCUGAAGCAGAAGCCAUUUGUUCAAAUGAGCACAAUCCCUGAGUCUGUCUGUCUGUCUGUCUGUAUGUCUGUCUGUCUGUCUGUCUGUCUCUCUCUCUCUCUCUCUCUCUCUCUCUCUCUCUCUCUCUCUCUCUCGCUCUCUCUCUGUCUCUCUCUGUCUGUCUUUGUCCAUCCAUGAGGAGUGUAUAUAUAGUUUUUUUUAUAGGAUGCCGUUCUUUAGCUUCCUCAGCGUGAGUUAAGACUCAUUACUCCAGUGUCUUGUCGCAGCUAAACUUUCCUAAGUACUGUGUGAGUUUAGUUGUAUCUGUUUCUAUGCGUUUCCGUGAGUUUUUAAUGUGUGGCCGCAGAUUGGUGGGUGUUAGUUAAUCAUUUGUCCAUGAAAAUGUUUUUGGAUUGAUGACUGAGUGCCAUUGUAUAAUUGUAACCUAUCUUACGGACCAUUGAAAACAAGAGGAUCACAUUCCCCUUCACUCUGCCAUUCCUACCAUCCCAUAGCAGAGGCUACUGGACAAGUACUCUGAAAAGCUCUCUCUCUACAUAAAUAUAGACUGUUUCUUGAUUCUUAAUUCAAUAGCUUACUUAUAACCAUCCCUGUGACAUUCUCUGUCUGUUCCAUAGUUGCCACAGUUUCCCUUAGGACUGUACUGAAGUCCAGACCUGGGACAGAGAGAGUAGGAGACAGGAUAGACACUUGUCCUUGUGUUGUGUCUAUAGCCCUGGUAGUGUGUGUGUGUGUGUGUGUGUGUGUGUGUGUGUGUGUGUGUGUGUGUGUGUGUGUGUGUGUGUGUGUGUGUGUGUGUGUGUGUGUGUGUGUGUGUGUGUGUGUGUGUGUGUGUGUGUGUGUGUGUGUGUGUGUGUGUGUGGAUGACUGGGAGUGUAUGCAUGAGUGGCUGUGUGUACACGUGUGUGUGUGUGAGCACGUGUGUGUGUUUGUAAGCGAGAGAGCUACCUCAGCACUAGAUGCCACUCCUGUUGUCCACCUUAACUCAGACGGUGAGGUGCAGGGUAGCUGCUCACUCGUACCACCACUGUAGGCUAUACGUACUGUAGAAAUGCAGGAGAGCCAUUGCAAGGAGGACAUGGCCGAUUUCAUGCAUGGGAAGCAACACAUGUUAAUUCAUUUUCCAAGUAGGCUAACAUUGUUAGAAUAUGUGUGUAUGUAUGUAAAUAAGAUGGAAAAAAUGCAAUGACAAUAUUCAGGUUGCUCUAUAGUAGGCCUAUGUAUUUGUAAAUGGUUUGCACCCUGGAAAUUGAACAUGAAAAUAAACAUUGUCUAAACGCUCCUGGAUGGACCAAUCCUGCUUGGGCUGUGUCAGACAGUACUCCACCUGGACACAGAACCAAUGGAAGCAGUCCUCUCUGUCUCCAGCACACCCAUGGAGCCUGUCUGUCUGUCCGGAGCACGACUGCUGAGUGUGCCUGUGGCUGAGAGUAUCAGGGACCUCACAGAGACGAUCUGCCCUGUGACCUUUGGUCUCACCUAUGUACCUGAACUAUGAGCACAAAGAUGAACUCUGGGACAGCUAGCGGCCCCCCGGCCUGCCCCACCCCGCCCCGCCGGUCCGCUCCUCUUCUGCGGUCGCUCCUGUACAUUCCUCUCUUUUGAAUGUGUAAACCUGUACACGUGGUGUGAAAAUUCCUCUAUAAAUGUGUAUCAAGAGAAUGGAACAAAGACAAAAAAGCGUUUCUUUUUAAAUUAUUCCUAUUAUUAUUCUACUAUUAUUAUCAUGUGGGUUUGUUAACCGCUGAUCCGUCUGGUAAACCUCAGCAGGCCCCGUCUUUGGAAACAGACAGAUGAGAAAACGCGACAGGGGAAAACUAAGGUUUCGGAUAAGCUAUUUUUAAUUGUGGUUAAAGCUAUAGACUUUUUUAAAUUAUGAAUUGUGCAUGGCUGUGUCUUGAGUGUAAAACAACAAAAUACUGCAGUUUGGGAACUGGACUGAAAUAAAAUAAAAAAUUAAAACAUCA
This is a messenger RNA of Oncorhynchus masou masou (cherry salmon), 6242 nucleotides long. RefSeq names its product serine/threonine-protein kinase PAK 3. The record is from RefSeq and is a predicted model, not a curated record. The transcript is spliced from 17 exons. Bases 222 to 2027 code for a protein of 601 amino acids. Gene Ontology annotation, biological process: intracellular signal transduction; regulation of axonogenesis; protein phosphorylation. Gene Ontology annotation, cellular component: cytoplasm. Gene Ontology annotation, molecular function: protein serine/threonine kinase activity; ATP binding. Lineage: Eukaryota; Metazoa; Chordata; Actinopteri; Salmoniformes; Salmonidae.